Messenger RNA from Penicillium griseofulvum, 435 nucleotides. RefSeq lists its product as uncharacterized. Gene Ontology annotation, molecular function: structural constituent of ribosome. Gene Ontology annotation, cellular component: cytosolic large ribosomal subunit; ribosome. The coding region runs from base 1 to 435 and encodes 144 amino acids. Lineage: Eukaryota; Fungi; Ascomycota; Eurotiomycetes; Eurotiales; Aspergillaceae. Gene Ontology annotation, biological process: translation. The transcript has 4 exons. The record is from RefSeq and is a predicted model, not a curated record.
AUGGCCUCCUCAAACAUCUCCAACGACCUGAUCUGGCAGAUCACCCGCAACCAGAACUCCUACCUGGUUAACCGCAACUCCGCCGGCGGCUUCCAGUUCUCCCGCGACCCCCUCAACCUGGUCAACAAGCACUCCUUCAAGGCCAUCGGUGUCCAGGCCACUGAGAACGGCGUCGCUGUGACCACCAAGAAGCCCAGCAACCCCAACCAGCCCGGCCAGAACUUGGUUACCGUCACCUACGGUCCCAAGACCUCCACCCGCAAGAUCUACAAGGGUGUUGCCGACCGCACCGCCAAGAACGGCUACCGUGCUGAUAUCCGCGAGGAGGCCGUUGCCCGUGUCAGCGCCGUCCGCCGCUCCCAGCUCCCCAAGAAGGAUACCCCUGCCAAGAAGGCCCGCGGUUCCAAGGCCCGCAAGGCCGAGGAGUCCGAGUAA